AUGAACGUUCCAAAGUUCCUCGUCUGCUUUGUACUAGCUUUGGGCAGCAGAUUGUCAGUGGCCUCGCGAUCCUUGCCAAGCGCCAGACGAAAGUUUCUUUCUAUAUCACCGUUGGCGAGUAAGAUCUCUCCUUCUCUGCAGCCGGCUGUCAAGUCGAUGAGUAUCUCUCAACGUUUGUUGGCGGGUGGUGUUAGCCGAGCGAUUGCUCAAAUGACGUUAUAUCCCAUCGAUGCCCUUCGCACUUUAGCGCAAACCCGAGACGGUCGGACCUUAGCGGACGUGGGAGCAUCAGCUUUAAUCCGAGGGUGCACCACCACUUCAUCUUUUGCCUUAUUCAUGGGUUCAAUUCAGUUCGCAGUGUUUGGCGUCUGUCGCAGUUACAAUAUCCCCACGAUUGCGUCAAGUGCUCUGGGCGCCGCCGCAUCGUGCGUCGUCAGCGUACCGCAAGACGUCAUCAAACAACGAUUGAUUACGGGGGUGUAUACUCAUUUUGGGGAAGCAGUCACCACAAUCUUCAAAACAGAAGGAAUCUCUGGCUUUUACAGCGCGUGGCGACCUACAAUGGCGAGAAACGUUCCUUUCGUCAUGACUACUUUUACUACUAUGGAGUUUCUGAAGCGCGAACGUUUGUCGAAGAAGGAAGGAUCUGCCGAGCUCACGUUGUUAGAAAACGUGGCAAUUGGUAUGUCUAGUGCUUUUGUUGCCGGCCUUUUGACUCAACCAUUUGACGUCAUUAAAACACGUAUGAUGACACAAGCUGCUUCCACAGCAGCUCCGUACAAGUCAGCCUUGGACUGUCUACGGACUAUCCUCGAAACCGAGGGACCACUUACUCUGUACUCAGGUCUGAAGCAGCGGAGUAUGUAUAUGUGUUUAUUGUGGGGCAUGACGUUUGCAUUGAACGGUCAGUUCGAAAGCCUCAUGCUACGGCGUCGCUCGUAA
Phaeodactylum tricornutum CCAP 1055/1 is the source of this 942-nucleotide messenger RNA. RefSeq lists its product with no specific name. The transcript has a single exon. Gene Ontology annotation, biological process: transmembrane transport. Gene Ontology annotation, molecular function: S-adenosyl-L-methionine transmembrane transporter activity. Gene Ontology annotation, cellular component: mitochondrial inner membrane. The record is from RefSeq and is a predicted model, not a curated record. The coding region runs from base 1 to 942 and encodes 313 amino acids. NCBI's taxonomy places the organism in Eukaryota, Bacillariophyta, Bacillariophyceae, Surirellales, Neidiaceae.